This is a messenger RNA of Astyanax mexicanus (Mexican tetra), 1407 nucleotides long. RefSeq names its product interleukin-1 beta-like. Bases 230 to 1060 code for a protein of 276 amino acids. Gene Ontology annotation, molecular function: cytokine activity. The record is from RefSeq and is a predicted model, not a curated record. Gene Ontology annotation, biological process: inflammatory response; macrophage chemotaxis; regulation of non-canonical NF-kappaB signal transduction. The transcript is spliced from 6 exons. Lineage: Eukaryota; Metazoa; Chordata; Actinopteri; Characiformes; Acestrorhamphidae.
UCAGCUCUACCAGCUCCUCCAGAGCACUACAACAGCUCUACCCCAGCUUCACCAGCUCCACCAGAACUACAACAACUCCAACAGCUCCUCCAGCUCCUCCGCAGCACUUCACAAGCUUCACCAGCCUUACCAGCACUACAACAACUCCUCCAGCUCCAUCAGCUUCAACAGCUCUACUGAACACUUCUCACCACUUUCUUUAUUUACUUUAUUCAGUAUUAACAUAGAGAUGGAAGACGCCCGCAUGCUGCUGCUGGAAUGCUCCUCUGAGAGCGACAGCACGUUCGAGUCUGAUGAGAUGGAUUUUGAUGAACUGGACUGUUCUGACCCGCUGGCCAUGAGCGGCCGGUGUGAUCUCCACCGAGGGCUCCGGAUCGAGAUUUCCCAGCAUCCUCACAGCAUGAGGAAGGUGGCGAACAUCGUGAUUGGCCUGCAGAGGCUGCAGAAGUUCCGACACGCUGAGAAAGUGUCUCGAUCCACGGAGUUCACCGAGCACGAGCUGCUCAACAUCAUCCUGGAGAGCGUGGUGGAAGAGACGGUGGUGAUGCGGCUGAGCUGUGAUUCGCCGGUGACGUACAGUAAGCAGGAUAAGGAGCUGCAGUGCACCGUGUGUGAUAACCUGCAGAAGAGGCUGGUGCACAGCGAGGGAGACCCCUACCUGCUGGCCGUCACCCUGAAGGGAGGAAACCAGAGUCAGAGCGUUCGCAUGAACCUGUCGACCUAUGCCUCCCCGUCCUGCAACUCCACAAAGGGUCAGCCGGUGUGUUUGGGAAUCGCUAAGAGUAACCUGUACCUGUCCUGUACUGAGUCUGAUUCUGGAUCCCCUCACCUGAGCCUGGAGGAGGUGAAGAAUAAAGAGGAGCUGAAGAUGAUCCGGGGGGAAGACGGGCUGAAGCGCUUCCUCUUCCUCCGCAGCAUUAAGGGCGGCUCGGUCAACACCUUCGAGUCGGCCCGGUUCCCCGGCUGGUUCAUCAGCACGGCUACGGAGGACUACCAGCCCGUGGAGAUGUGCGCCGAGGCCGACACCAGCCGCCAGCGGGUCUUCACGCUGCUGCCCUGAGCGCUCGAGUGAGCGGCGGUACCGGUUCCAGAGAGUAUGGUAGUAUGUACCGAGUACAGUUCUUACUCUGGAGACCGGCGCCGCGGAGCUCCCGGAUCAGUUAGAGAUUCUCACCCGAGAAGUAACGUUACUUCAGUUAUAAGUGUAGGCCGAAAUUCGGCCACUUUAAACGUAUUUUAUUAUAUAUUGAUAUAUUUUUAAAAGAAAUUAAUUUAAAAAGCAAUGUAUUUACAUUUGCUGUGUUAUUAAUUUGUUUAAUUUAUACACUAUUUAUGUGUGUUCAUUCACUUGUGUAUUAUUGUGAAUUUAUGAUGUAUUUUUAUUGUAUUAAAAUUUUAAAAAUCUCA